AUGCGGCGGAGGGCGGUCGAUCCCCGGCGGCCGUCGCGGAGGAGGUUCGUGGGAUGGAUCUGGUUCCUUCUCGUGGUCUCCGCGGUGGGUGGUUUGACCCUCGUCGCCGUGCGCCGCCAUCAGGUGGAGAAACUGGAGCCGCCGUUCCGGGUGAGUUGCUCCUGUUCUCUCCUGGUUUUGCUCAGUUGCGGUGCUCGCCGACCUUUUCUCUCAAAUUCCUGGAUGGAGUGGUAGCAUCACAGCGGGAGAAACUCGUUUAUAUCCAACUAUUUCUAUGAUUCUGCGGUGGAGUUUCAUCGAUUUUAUUGAACUGAAUCAGAGAAAUCCAAGCUCGCAACCUGAACUGGACCGGGUGCCAUCUGUUCAUCAGAUAUCGCCGAUGUUUCCUCAUGAAGCUUUGACCGGCUUCCAUGGAGAUCUAAUUUGGGAACCGGUUGUCUCGCAGAGUUUCCUCCUUGAAGCCAUUGAAUCCGUUCUUAGAAAACUUUCUUGGCAAUGGAAACCCACAAGCCCUGUCUGCUGUUUUCCGGAAACCCAAUCGGAUUCUUGGUCAACUCCAUCUUCUUCUUCUUCUCUGAAGUCUCCCCAUGAUAUCUGGAUCAUAUUCAUAGAAUUCAGAAAGACAGAGGAAGUCAAGUUAUGAUUAACAGUUGUGUUUGGGUUCGGAAGGCUUUCAUGAGAAACAAGGGAAAUAAUUCGAUUAACUGGAUGGGAUUUGAUCAUUUUACAUUUUUUUUUGCAUGGAUGCUGCUGGGUCAAAUCCGAGGAUCCACCAUUAAUUUUUUCAUCAACAUCUCUUAUUCUUUUUUUUUUUUGCAUUUCAUCAUCUUUUUUUCAUAUCAGACUGCAUGGCCACCAGAAUUGGAAUUGGUGUUUCUGGAUAGAUUUCCUCAAACUGAGAGUAAUGGGAUCUGGGUCCUCCAUUAGUGGAAAGAAAAAAAGGUUAGAGAGAGAAAGGGAGCCCCUGGUCUAUCAUCAGAAGGGGGAUGCUGCGCAACAGUUAUUUUAGGAAAGAGAAAAUCAAAAUCCCUUUCCAUCUAUGUUGCAUGUGACGGCGGGUGUCCGCUCCAUCAGUUCAUCCAGCCAUCGCCGAUGAUAUCACCAUAAUCUUGCCAUUAGUAUACACAGGGCUCUUUUUUUUUUCGCAGAAAGAAGGAAUCUUUGAUCUGGGAGCUAACCUCCCCCAUUUUUUUUCUCCCAACUUCCAGGAGGUCAACGCGACAGAAAUCACCGCACAGUAUCAGGACUUCAACUUGACCGAUGAGCUGCUCAGCUCCACCUCCUUUGCCCGGCAGCUGGCCGACCAGAUGACCCUGGCAAAGGCCUACCUGGUCAUCGCCAAGGAGCACCAUAACCUCAAGUUCGCCUGGGAUCUCAGCUCGCAGAUCAGGAACUCCCAGCGGUUGCUUGCGCAGGCCGCUGUGAGGGGGAAGCCCGUCACCCAGGAUGAAGCCGGCCCCAUGAUCACCAGCCUAUCGCAGCUGAUAUACAAAGCCCAGGACAUCCACUACGAUCUCGCCACAGCCAUUACCACCCUCAAGGUCCACGCUCAAGCCAUGGAAGAUCGGCUCACCGCUGCCAUGGUUCAGAGUGCAGAGUUCGGCCGGCUUGCGGCCCAAGGCCUGCCCAGAUCCAUCCACUGCUUGACCAUCAAGCUCACCGAGGAUUGGUUCGGCGACCCGAAGCUUCAGAAGCUCGAGGAAGAUCAGAAGAACUCUCCCCGGCUGGUGGACAACAGCCUCUACCACUUCUGCAUCUUCUCCGACAAUGUCCUGGCGGCGUCGGUGGUCGUGAAUUCUACGGUCUCUAAUGCCGAUCACCCGCGGCAGCUCGUCUUCCACGUCGUCACCAGCCCUGUGAGCUUCCGGGCUAUGAAGGCCUGGUUUCUCACGAGCAGCUUUGGCGGGUCAACGGUGGAGGUUCUCAGCACCGAGGAGUUCCCCUGGUUGAGAAAGCUCCGCCGUGAUAUGGAUAUGGCAUCCUUGCUGAGUCACCUGCGGUUCUACCUCCCUGAGAUUGCGCCGUCACUGGAGAAGGUGGUCUUUCUCGAGGACGACGUGGUGGUUCAGAAGGAUCUGACGGCGCUCUUCAUCCUGGACCUGCACGGGAAUGUCAACGGGGCCGUGGAGACCUGCCUCGAGGCCUUCCACAGGUACCACAAGUACGUCAACUUCUCCAGCCCCAUCAUCAGCUCGGAGUUUGACCCCGAGGCCUGCGGGUGGGCCUUUGGGAUGAACGUCUUCGAUCUCAUGGCGUGGAAGAAGGCUGACCUGACGGCCAGGUACCACCACUGGCUGCGACAGAACUCCGGCGGUUAUCUCUGGACGGGUGGGGGAACUCUUCCUCCUGGCCUUCUGACCUUUUAUGGGUCAACGGAGCCGCUUGACCGGAGAUGGCACGUCCUGGGGCUGGGCUUUGACCCUGAGAUCGAUGGUCGGCUGAUAGAGACGGCCGCCGUCAUCCACUUCAACGGGAACAUGAAGCCAUGGCUCGGGUCAGCGAUUACCAGGUACCUACCUCUUUGGGAGCGGUAUGUCAACCACACCCGCCUCCAUCUUCAUGGCUGCUGA
Messenger RNA from Spirodela intermedia, 2570 nucleotides. The record is from the annotation of a GenBank genome assembly. NCBI's taxonomy places the organism in Eukaryota, Viridiplantae, Streptophyta, Magnoliopsida, Alismatales, Araceae.